This is a messenger RNA of Ostreococcus tauri, 1290 nucleotides long. RefSeq names its product Cytochrome b5-like heme/steroid binding domain. NCBI's taxonomy places the organism in Eukaryota, Viridiplantae, Chlorophyta, Mamiellophyceae, Mamiellales, Bathycoccaceae. The record is from RefSeq and is a predicted model, not a curated record. Gene Ontology annotation, biological process: lipid metabolic process. The coding region runs from base 1 to 1290 and encodes 429 amino acids. Gene Ontology annotation, cellular component: membrane. Gene Ontology annotation, molecular function: oxidoreductase activity, acting on paired donors, with oxidation of a pair of donors resulting in the reduction of molecular oxygen to two molecules of water. The transcript has a single exon.
AUGGCGAGACGGUUCGCGUCGCGAGUGCGCGCGCGCGCGAGCGUGCGGACGCCGGGCGCGGUGGCGAACCCGUUGGCGACGCCGACGUACGACGACGUGCCGGAGGGACGCGAGCGAGACGCGAAGGAACCGAUCCGAUUGAAGAUUGGUGACGAGUGGUACGACGCCCGUGGGUGGGCCAAGGCGCACCCGGGCGGUGAGCGUUGGAUUCACUUCUUCGACGGGCGCGAUGCGACGGAUAUUUUCUACGCGCUGCACUCGUACGGCCCCAACGGGAGCGACUUGGCGCUGCGGCGUCUGAGUAAGCUUCCUCGGUGCGAUCCGCCCAAGGAUAUGAGCCGAAUGCCGAGCAAAGAGUCAUACGCGGUGAUCAGCUCGUUCGGUGAGCUCCGCGACAAGCUCGCAGAGGACGGAUUCUUUAAGCGAAACCCCGUGAAGGAGGCUUGGGCGCUCUUCCAAGUGGUCGCGCUCUACGUGAGCGGCACCGCCGUCGCGUACUCUCAUCCGUUCAUCGCCACCAUUUUGCUCAGUCUCGGGAUGCAACAAGCGGGCUGGCUGGGCCACGACUACGUCCACGGUCGGGGACCCUGGUGCGACCUCAUGCGAUACAUGCCCACGUUGCUCAACGGGCACUCGGUGGAGUGGUGGAUGCAAAAGCACUCCAUGCAUCACACGUUCACCAACGAGGAGCACCUCGAUAACGAUAUCAUGAUGGAACCGUUCUUUUAUCUCAGAGAACCGUCGGCGUCGGGACGUCCGGACCACCCGAUGCGAAAGUAUCAGCACAUCUACGGCUAUCCUCUGCUUUCCAUCAUGUUUUGGCUCUGGCGAUUCCACUCCAUCACCACGGCGUGGGGAAGAAAGGAUGUCAAGGAGCUCGCGAUGAUCGGGGUGAACUACCUCUUCUUGGCGACAAUGAUGCCGUGGCAGGUGGCCGUCGGCUCUAUCUUCUUCAGUGGCUUUCUCGUCGGCGCUCUCGUGAGCGCGACGCACCAGAGCGAAGAAAUUAUGGAUUUUGGCGAGGGUGCGGAGUACGUCGAGGGCCAAUUCCGCUCGACGCGCGACGCUGAAUGCGUCUUUGGGGGGCUCGAAACUUGGCUGUGGGGUGGUAUGGACACACAAUUGGAACAUCAUCUGUUCCCGACGAUGCCGCGGUACCACUACCACAAGCUUCGGCCGCUCUUAAAGUCUUGGGCCAAGGCGAACGGGAUCGAGUACCGCUCCUCGCCGAGCACGACCAUCAUCAGCGACAACUUCAAGACGCUCUUCCGAGUGGCGAAGGCGGCGUGA